Chelonus insularis is the source of this 1632-nucleotide messenger RNA. RefSeq lists its product as uncharacterized. The record is from RefSeq and is a predicted model, not a curated record. Bases 1 to 1632 code for a protein of 543 amino acids. Lineage: Eukaryota; Metazoa; Arthropoda; Insecta; Hymenoptera; Braconidae. The transcript is spliced from 3 exons.
AUGACCUUAGCACAUGAGGUUUCGGCCUCAGGAGGGUUGAGGGUCCUGGAAGAAGAGUCAGAAGGUCUCGUUCGAUCUCCUACAGCUGAAGAAAAGACACUCAGGGCAGCAGAAGAUCCAUGCACUAACGAGUCUCCAGUUCAAUCAGACAGCUCAGCAGUCUUACUCGCCACAGCCAAUGCAGUAUUACUUUCAGACUACUCUCAGCUUCCAGUAAGACUCCUGAUAGACUCAGGGUCUGAGCUGACGUUCAUCUCAUCAAGUGUGGUAAAGACUUGUCAUCUCCAACGUCGUCCAUCAGUAAUAUCAGUGCUGGGAAUUGGUAACGAACCAGCUGUACAAACCAGAGGAGUGACAACAGUGACACUUAGAUCAACUCACACACAGGAGCAAGUUACAAUUAAUGCUCAUAUCCUCAAAUGUGUCACUGGUACUUUACCAACCAGACAACUCAAGGAACUCAACUGGUCAGCUCUCAACUCUCUGCAACUUGCUGAUCCGGACUACUCAACUCCAAGACACAUUGACAUCUUAAUAGGAGCAGACUGUUAUGGUCUGAUUGUGAAAGCGGGCAUCAAACAAUGUCCGCAGUCAUCUCUAAUAGCCCAAGAGUCCAUCUUUGGAUGGAUGCUCAUUGGAAGUCCACACCCGACAAGAUGCUCAAGUCAGAGAACUCAUCACGCAGCAAGGGUCAACUCAUACCAGCAAGUAUCUGAUCUCUUGACAAAAUUCUGGGUUCAAGAAGAAGUUCCAGAUACUUCAGCCAGCCAACUCAGCCCAGAUGAUCAAUCUUGUGAAGAUCAUUAUGUUACGACUCAUUCAAGAGAUCACGAUGGGAGAUAUAUUGUGAGAAUACCACUCAAAGCAUCACCAUCUCUGCUAGGCAACUCAUCAGCGAGAGCUCAUCAGUGUUUACUACACAUGAUCAGACGACUCACAAAAAAUGACUCAUAUGCACAACUCUAUCACAACUUUAUGCAAGAAUACGAGUCACUGAACCACAUGACACGAGCCAAGGCAAGUCCAGUCAACUCUCCAGUGUAUUAUUUGCCUCAUCAUGGUGUCUUAAGAGAAGACAGUGUUACUACAAAGCUUAGGGUAGUAUUUAAUGGCUCUAGUCCAUCUUCUAGUGGUCUAUCAGUGAACGAUAUUCAACAUACUGGUGCCAAAGUCCAGAAAGACAUUGCAGACGUACUCAUUUGGAUCAGGCAGCAUAAAUUUGUGUUCACAUCAGACAUCACCAAGAUGUACAGACAAAUCAAAGUCCACCAAGAUGAUUGGGAUCUCCAGAGAAUCCUGUGGGUGGACGAGCACUCCAAGAUCAUCCCAUAUCAACUCACAACAGUCACGUAUGGUACCAGAUCAGCUCCAUUUCUGGCUGUUCGCACAAUGAUCCAGCUAGUGAAGGAUGAGGGUCAUAAGUUCCCUCUAGCUGUUGAUCCACUACUAAAAGGAAGAUAUGUGGACGAUAUUUUUGGAGGUGCUGACACCACAACUCAUCAGAAGAGCAGAUCCACUCAUUUGAGAGCAGCAAAACGAAAUUACUUGGGCUCUCGUGGAUUCCAGCGAACGACUCAUUUAAGUUCAACUCAAAACCUCCUCGUGAGAAGUCCAAGCUCACAAAGAGAAUAA